GACAGGCGACCAGCAGUUUCAACCCGCUGCGAUUUGCAGUUUGCAAAACAGGAAGGGGAUAAUCGAGUUGCUUGGUGAGCCCUAUUACAUAAAAUUCGGAAGCUCAGGAAAAAAAACGAACGAUACACCAACUAAUUGUGCUUGAUUUGGCUGGCUGGCUGUGUAGCUGGUUUGCUAACUUUUAACCGGGAGUGACAAAUACUGAUAGAUAUAGGGCUUCCGAAAACAGCAGUGAAUUCGGUACUAUAACGAUGUCGCGGGUGACGCAUUUCGAUUAAAAAGCAACGCGUAGAAAAUAGAUCCGACCCACAUAGUAAUACAUGUACGAGGCGAUAGAAGAGUUAUAGAAGAGUACUACACAACCCUGGGCUGAUUCCUUUGUUUGCUACUGUGUAGUGUGGAAACCCAGUGAAAAGUGCUUCCUUUCGAGUAGUUUUAGUGAUUUGGAACAUCCAGAAACAUCCAGAAUGGUUACAAACGCAAGAUCAUCCGCCUGUUCCGCCGGACUUACCAAUAAUAAAAUGGCACCGAACGCAACCGUAGAAGCCACCGGGGUGCUGAACGAAGCCGAUGCCGACACCAUCGACGGAGGGCUAGCGAAAGACAUCGCACCCCUCAAGCGUGCCGAGAAGCGCAAAAUCAAACUGGUCUGGCGAAAUGUUAUUGCAUUCGGGUACCUCCAUCUGGCCGCCGUCUACGGACUGUGGCUACUGCUGACCUCGGCCCGCCUCUACACCAUUGCAUUCGCAUUCGUUCUUUACGUUGUUUCCGGAUUGGGUAUUACGGCCGGUGCUCAUCGUCUGUGGGCUCAUCGUUCGUACAAAGCCAAGCUGCCACUACGCAUCAUCUUGGGCAUCUUCAACACGAUCGCGUUCCAGGACUGUGCGAUGCACUGGGCCCGAGAUCACCGGGUGCAUCACAAAUACUCGGAAACGGAUGCCGACCCACACAACGCCACCCGUGGUUUCUUCUUCUCGCAUAUUGGCUGGCUGCUGUGCCGGAAGCACCCGGAAGUGAUUGCCAAGGGCAAACAACUGGACAUCUCCGACCUGCAGGCCGACCCCGUGCUCCGAUUCCAAAAGAAAUAUUACAUGAUCCUUAUGCCCCUGCUCUGUUUCCUCCUGCCGACCAUCACUCCCGUAUACCUGUGGAACGAAACCUGGACCAACGCGUGGUUCGUGGCAACCCUCUUCCGCUGGACCUUCAUUCUCAACGCCACCUGGUUGGUCAACAGUGCUGCCCACAAAUGGGGAGACCGACCAUACGAUAGAACCAUCAACCCCUCAGAGAACAAAACGGUGGCCACGUUCGCCUUCGGCGAAGGAUGGCACAACUACCACCACGUUUUCCCCUGGGACUACAAGACGGCAGAACUGGGCAACUAUCGGCUCAACUUCACGACUGCGUUUAUCGAUUUCUUCUCCAUGAUUGGUUGGGCGUACGAUCUGAAGACGGUGUCGAACGAGAUCAUUGAGAAGCGAGUCAACCGCACCGGAGAUGGUUCCCACGCCACUUGGGGCUGGGGAGACAAGGACCAGCCCCAGGAGGAGAUCCUGCACGCCAAGAUCAUCAACCAGAAGGAUGAUUAGAUGGUUUUUACUUGUUGAGUUGUGCGGAUGUUAGCAGCAAAGGAUGAUGUUGUCCAGAGCUGCUGUGAGUGAACGAACUCGGUGCAGGCGAGGAGUGCAUGAGUGUGCGAAUCUUGAUAUGAACGAGAGCCGGAUGAUUCCUUUUAGGAUAUGUCUCUUAUAUUGUUUUAGAUAAAACACAAAACACAAGUGGAUUAUUCUGCAAAGUUUCAACAGAGCAGAGAAGCAAAGCGAUGGAAAAUUAUAGAGCAUCGUUUUAUUUUGCGUUCAAUUUUCUUACGUUUUGAGGAAGAAGUUGUAAGAUUACAAAUAACGGAAAAAGAUAAAAAUGGAAGCGCAGGGCAUUUGUGGCGUAGCCAAUAAAGAAAAAGAGCGGCCAAGAGAUAAGAAUCAACAAAACGAACUGAACCGAAUGGUAUAGAUAGUAAGUGGAGGAGAACUCAAACAGUUUGAUGAUUCUCCCGGGAUUGUUUUGUGCCCUUGAUAGGAUAAUCUUUUUCACUAAGGAUUUAAAACUUAUAACUUAUACAUCAUGAAGGAACAAUGAAUUAGGUAGAUGGAGAAUGUGAGUAGAAUCCAAAAUUUAUUCAAUGUCAAAAAUCUACCACAAAUUGGAAAAAACACUAUCGAUGUUUGAAAAAGAAUACCUACGUGCAUGUGAUUCUACAAACUUUUUCUAAACCCUAGCAUUCUGUAUGAAGUCAGACCUAGAGUUGAAAAACAACCUUAUACUCUUAAUGCAAAUGUACCUUCCUCAAAGGGGUACACUAAAGCAAACUUUUUAAUCGAUAAUAAUUUAAUUAAUUCAAAGCGUGCAGGCUGUCAAGUAGAAUUGUGUUGGUUUUCCAUGGGUUGAUGUUAAGAUUCAUCUUAGAUUUGAUCAUCAGUACUUUGAAGAGUGGAAAAAAUACAAAUAUUCUCCAUAAAAAAAAAUCAUCCCACUUUGGUUUGACUACUGCGUAGAUCGGAUGGAGGAGAAACCAAGACGAAAAAAAACUGCAAAUCAUACAAAAAAAAGCUAGAUUUAGUUGGUAUAAUUUAUUGUUUUAGCAGGAGAGAAGAUUGAAGAUACAAAAAAGCAGCUGUGAGUUUAGAAGAAACCAAUGAGGAGAGAAAAGAAAAAAAAACAAACACUCAGGAAGUGUUUUCACCUUUAAAGGAGAAUAAUUCUUACAAAGUAAGCAGAAGCAAACCAAGAAUCAAAUAAUGAAAAACUGUCAAAAUCUUAA
Uranotaenia lowii is the source of this 2818-nucleotide messenger RNA. Its product is annotated as acyl-CoA Delta-9 desaturase-like. Lineage: Eukaryota; Metazoa; Arthropoda; Insecta; Diptera; Culicidae. Gene Ontology annotation, biological process: unsaturated fatty acid biosynthetic process. The record is from RefSeq and is a predicted model, not a curated record. Gene Ontology annotation, cellular component: endoplasmic reticulum membrane. Bases 468 to 1589 code for a protein of 373 amino acids. Gene Ontology annotation, molecular function: iron ion binding; stearoyl-CoA 9-desaturase activity. The transcript is spliced from 5 exons.